AUGGCCAAGGAAGCCACUGCUAAGACCGGCCUCGCCGUUGGCCUCAACAAGGGUCACAAGACCACUGCUCGCGUUGUCAAGCCCCGCGUCUCCCGCACCAAGGGCCACCUCAGCAAGCGCACCGCCUUCGUCCGCGAGGUCGUCAAGGAGGUCGCCGGCCUCGCCCCCUACGAGCGCCGCGUCAUCGAACUCCUCCGCAACUCGCGCGACAAGCGUGCCCGCAAGCUCGCCAAGAAGAGAAGAAAGGUCGACGAGCUCCAGCGCGUCAUCGCCGACUCCCGCCGUACCGCUCACUAA
Molecule: messenger RNA, 297 nt
Organism: Cordyceps fumosorosea ARSEF 2679
Lineage: Eukaryota; Fungi; Ascomycota; Sordariomycetes; Hypocreales; Cordycipitaceae
Product: 60S ribosomal protein L36 (TRP36)
Exons: 3
Coding region: 1-297 (98 amino acids)
Biological process (GO): cytoplasmic translation
Cellular component (GO): ribosome; cytosolic large ribosomal subunit
Molecular function (GO): structural constituent of ribosome
Source: RefSeq, a predicted model, not a curated record